AUGUCCAAGCGGAAGUCGCCCGGCCAGGACGCGGCUUCCAGCCCGGAUCUACCGCUUGAGCGCGUCGUCGGGCUAACAGCUCUGUGUCCGCGGUCGCUGGCGUGCUCCCCGGUCUCAACCUCUCUCAUUGCCUACACGGCAGGAUGCGUGGCGGUGCUGUACGACGCCCGGAAGGACCAGCAGCUGCACCUGCUGCGCGCACCAGGCUCUCCUCGAGCGCUCAGUGCACUGAGCUUCUCCCCUGACGGCGCGACGCUCGCUGUCGGAGAGCUCGGCGCGCACUCGACGGUGCUCUUGUACGAUAUCUCGACGGGGGCGCUCGCGCGGGUCCUCAAAGGCGCCCACACGCAGUCCAUUCGGGACGUGCAGUUCUCCAGCGAUGGCAGCACGCUCGCGUCCGUGGGCACGCGCCAAGACGGCAUUCUCGCAGUCUGGCACGCACAAUCAGGUGCGCUCCUCGCGAAGCACGAGCUCACGGAUCCUGCUCGGGCGGUCGCCUUCUCGGAGGACGGCACGCACAUCACGCUCGCGGGCCCCAGGUCGGUCCAGGUGUACCCGGCGCCCCCCGCGCCCACGCCCGGCGCGCCGCCGGCGCUGCACACGGCCACGCCGCGCCCCGCGCGCCUCGGCAACCUCAGGAGCUCGCGCGUCGCGGCCGUCGCGCCCGCCCGCGCGGCCAACGGCCCGGGCUCCUUCUUGGUGACGUCGGAGGGCGCGCUGAUCGCCAUGAAGCCGUCCGGGCUGCUGGUGAGCAAGUGGCUGAGCCUGAAGGUCCGCGCGGCCUUCUCCGUGGACGCGACGGCGCGGCACGUGGCGUGCGGGUGCAGCGACGGCGUCGUGCGCGUGUUCAGCGCCGCCACGCUGCAGCACGUGGCCAACAUGCCGCGCCCGCACGCGGUCGGGCACGAGCCCGGGGGCGCGACGAAGAGCACGCUGCUCGCCGGGGCCGACCCCGCGGAGGAGGGCCUCGGGACGGAGCCGACGUACCCCGACGCGGUCGCGCUCAGCUUUGGCGGCGGCGGCGGCCAGCUGUCCGUGGUCUACUCGGACCGCUCCGUGUACGUGUACAAGACGUCGGAGCUGCCCAAGGUGACGAAGCUGCGGGUGAUCGCCGGGCACGCGGCGUGCAUCUGGGGCCUGUCUGCCGCGGGCCUCGGCAUGAGCAGCGGCCUGACGUCGGCGUUCACCACGUGCUCGGCCGACGGCACGGUGCGGUUCUGGUCGCUCACGGGGCAGCGCGAGGAGGGCCCCGCGGCGCUGCACUGCAAGACGGUGACCAUCUCCGCCGCCGCGGCCGUCGCGUGCUGCCGCCCCGUGCCCGUUGUCGCGGGCGAGGCGCGCCCCGCACCGGGCGCCGCCAGCGGCCUGCGCUCCGUGUGCGUGCACGAGGGCCUGGGCCACAUGGCCGUCGGCGACCUCACGGGCAACGUCCACGUGAUCGACAUGGCCAAGCUCGAGCGCACGCACGUCCUCGAGGCACAUGACGACGAGGUGCUGUCGCUGGGCUUCAGCGGGCGCAGCGACCGCAACCUGACCUCGAACGAGGCCGGCGGCGCGCGUGGCGUGCGGCUGGCGUCCGCGGGGCGCGACGGGCUCGUGCACCUGUACGACGCCGACGGCGCGUACGCGUCGGUCGGCACGCUGGACGCGCACGAGGGUCCGAUUCCGUCGAUCCGGUUCACGACGGACGGGGCGCGGAUGGUGACGUGCGGCGCGGACGGGCGCGUGGCGUUCUGGCUGCUCGCGGACGAGGGCAGCCGCGACGCGGAGGCCGCGGUGCCGUACGCCGUGUCGGUGCCCGAGUGCGGCGGCGCGGCGUACGACGUGGACAUCGAGCUGACCGGGCAGUUCGCGUACUCGGUCGGGGAGGCGCGGUCCGUCGGGGUGUGGGACCUCGCGUCGGGGGAGUGCAUGGUGUGCCAGGAGGUCGUCGGGGCCACGGGUGCGGCGCUGCGGGUCGCGACGGACCCCUCGGGCAUCAUGGCGGCGUGCGCGGGGGCGGACCGCGCCGUGCGGAUGCUCGACCUCAACACCGGCGAGACGCUCGCGUGCGGGACCGGCCACGGCGACAUCGUCACGGGCGCGCUGGUCACGCAGGACUGCCGCCGCGUGGUGUCGUGCGGCGCGGACGGCCUGCUCAUGGUCUGGCGCGUCCCGGACGAGCUGGCCGACAUGGCGCGCACGCGCCUCGCCGACGCGCUGUCCGAGCGCAUCGAGACCCGGUCCGCCGCGGCAGCGACCGCCUCGAACGGCGCGGGCGUCGACGUCUCGAUAGACCUCGCAGGGCUGCAGGCGCGCGGCAGCCCCGGCGUGGCGGCGGGGGGGCGCCCGGGGGCGCGCGCGGCGGCUGCGCCAGACGCGUCCGUCGACCUGUCGAUGGGGCUGGGCGCGCGCGCGGCGGACGCGACGAUCGUGUCGCUGGAGAAGCUGCCCAAGUGGGCGCGGGGGGGCGCGGGCAGCGGGAGGUCCACGCCGGCGUCGAGCCGGCCCGGGACGCCCAAGAUCGGCGGGGGCGCAUCGACGGGCCCGAGCACGCCGCGCGGGAAGUGGGCCGGGCGCACGCAGCAGCAGGCGCUCGGGCCGUUGGGCGCCGCGGGCGAGGACGGCGGGGCGCCGGUCGCGCCGCUGUGGGGCCAGCUCAUCGCGAGCAACGCGGAGACCGGGAGCGACGACGGCAUGGUGACGUUCGACGAGGACGGCGGCGCGGACGAGAACUUCACGGUGGUGGACACGGUGGUGGGGCGCGCGGCGGUGGCGGCGGGGGCCGCGUCGCCGGAGCGCAUGUCGGCGUCGUCGCAGAACCUCGAGGCCCUCGAGGACGCCGUCGAGGCGAACGCGGCGCCGGGCGUGCGCGGGUCCGUCGCGCUGGAGUCGAUCCAGGCCAUGGCGGGGGAGGCAGGCGGGCCGGGUGCGCGCGACGGGGACGCGGGACCGCCGUCGCCGUCGCCGGGGACGCCGCAGGCGGUGGGCGCGUCGCCUGGGAGCCCGACGCAGGCGGGCCGGCGCGUGGGCGGCAGCAGCGGGGGGAGUCCGCUGCGUCAGUCGGUGUCGGCCCAGUACCGCAGCGCGAACAGCAGGGGCCGGGCGAAGUGGGCGACCCCGGAGGGGUCGGAGUCGAUCCGGGCUGCGCGGGAGCGGCUCGCGAGUGGCGCGGGCGGUCCGCUGCGGGCGCCGGGCUGGGCGGCGCGACCGGACGUGCAGCACAUGCGGCGGCGCAUGCAGGAGCUGAGCAGGGGGGGGAGUGUCGGGGACUCGCCGUCGAGCCGGACGGACGCGUCCGAGGCGAAGGUCGCGCGCACCACUGAGGCCCAGAGCGGCGUGCGGCCCGCGCAGGACGCGCGCACAGAUGCGGCGGCCGGCGACGGCGCUGCCCCCUCGCACGAGGCGCCUUCGCCCAGCACGCCGCUUGACGUGCUUGCGCCGGACGCCACGUUCACGAUGGGGUCCUCGCACGACCGCGGCUCGAAGACGCGGAGAUCCGCGGGGCUCUCCGCGAGCGAGUCGAACGGCCUGCACGCAGCGCCGACCGCGGCCCCCCCCGCCACGCCACCGAAGACCGCGGCGCAGCGGCAGUCGGAGGGAGGCGCGUCGGACGCGAUGGUGGAGCUCGGGGACACCGCGCCGGACAUGCCGGAGGCCGCGUCGCCCGUGACGGGCGCGUCGCUGCCCCUGGUCAGCGAGCCCGCGCCCUCGCCGGAGAAGCAGCCCGCGGCGCGGUCCUCGGUGGGCAUGGCCAAGAUCCGCCAGGGUGCGCUCGGGGGCGGCGCAGAGCAGAAGAAGCCGAACAUCAUGUACACGCUGCCGUCGUCGCCAGCGCCACCGCCGGAGCCGCGCCCUGCGCCCGCGGCGCCCGCCCCGCGCGACGAGGCCCGGAACAUGAUGCAGCUCCUCGCGCCCGCGCCUGCGCCGGCCUCGCCGUCGCGGCCCGGGACCGCGCGCACGCCGCAGUCCCCGGGCAAGGACGAGUCCCCCCGCCCGACACGCGCCCCCAAGCUCAAGCCUUGGUCGCCCCGGAAGGAGGACCUGCCGCGGUCGUCGCUGUCGGGCAAGCAGGGGCGGGAGUCGGUGCGGCUGUCGCUCUCCCGCGUCCGCGCGGACGGCGCGGUGUCGGUCAGUCUGACGGUGGAUUCGCUGUCCGAGUUGCGGCGCAGCUCGGGGCAGAACUCCGCGCCGGUGUCGCGCUCGGGGAGCCUCGCGGGGAGCCUGCGGAUGUCCGGGAGCGGCGCGCCGAAGUCGCACGGGUGGUCGCCGAAGGACGAGGAGGCGCUGAACCCGCCCGCCCGCCACGGGAGCCUCCCGUCGCAGCCCGCACCGCUGGCAGCGCCGGCCCCCGCGGCGAAGGACGCCAACGCGCGGCCUUCGGCCGGCGCGGCGCUGAAGUCCCUCGCGGCACGGGCCUUCAACCGGCGCGCGGGGCGCAGCCGUGGCAGCGGCACGUGGCCCCCGCGGCAGGGCCCAGAGGUGCCGCAGACCGCCGCCGAGGUCGCCGCCCACGACGAGGCCGCCGCGGCGGGGCGGAAGGCGCCGUGGCUCGGCGCGACGCCGCUCUCGGCGCCGCUGAACGAGCCCCCGCCAACGCCUCCGGCGCGAGACUCGGGCGUCAGCGAGGGGCUCGACGAGCGGGAGACGUCGCAGCUGGAGUCAGCGGUGUCGCCCGCGACGGGCGCGGAGAUCAUGCUGGGGCCCCAGACGGACGCGGCGGAGAGCGCGCCGCCGCAGCCGGUCCCCUCCGCGCCGCCAGCGCAGGCCCUGCCGUCGCCGGCUUCGCGCACGGGGAUGCUCGUCGCUGCGAGCGCCACGCUGCGCGACGCCACAGAGGCGCUCCGUGGGAUCCAGUGGCUCUCGAGCGCGGACGGCGCGCCGCCUCCGGCCACGGAGGACCUGCAGCGCUCGCUCGCGGCUCUCGAGUUGGAAGCCAGGAAGAUCCGAGAGGCCUUGGCCAGCCGCGGAGCCCCGCUGCGCGCCCCGGCCGCUGCGUCGCUCGAGGCGCUGGAUCCGUUCGCGUCGGAGGCGGGCCUGGGCCUCGGGCUGGAGGCUCGCCUGGACCAGUCGAUCGAGCGGCAUAGCAACAAGUUGGCGCAGGUGCUGGAGGAGCGGCUCGCGAAGCGCCUCGAGGAGCGCAUGGCGGAGAUGCUGGGUAGCCUGGACUUGCACGGGAGUGGCAGGCAGGGGCAGGGAGGAGCGCGGGGACAGUGA
Messenger RNA from Pedinophyceae sp. YPF-701, 5196 nucleotides. The record is from the annotation of a GenBank genome assembly. NCBI's taxonomy places the organism in Eukaryota, Viridiplantae, Chlorophyta, Pedinophyceae.